Messenger RNA from Aphidius gifuensis, 1793 nucleotides. Its product is annotated as insulin-like growth factor-binding protein complex acid labile subunit. Gene Ontology annotation, cellular component: voltage-gated potassium channel complex. The transcript is spliced from 9 exons. Bases 12 to 1793 code for a protein of 593 amino acids. Gene Ontology annotation, molecular function: transmembrane transporter binding; voltage-gated potassium channel activity; potassium channel activator activity. The record is from RefSeq and is a predicted model, not a curated record. Lineage: Eukaryota; Metazoa; Arthropoda; Insecta; Hymenoptera; Braconidae.
UAAACUCCAAGAUGGCUGAACCCCGGAAAAUAAAUAUAGUGCAUGUCAUAACUGGUACAAUUUUUGUUGUAUGUCUCAUUUGGGGAGUAUCGAAAUUGUGCUGGGACAAUUCAAAUGAUAAGACUCCUAAUGCCGCAAGAUACCAAUCUACAACUGACAAUAUUAAAUCAAAUCCUACUUCUGAGCCAAUGACUGAAUCACAAACAACCCAAGCAUAUUGUAACUUUACAUCUACCAAAUACAAUCGACAAAAAUGUCAUGAUCAUCUUUCAAAAGUUAUUGCGCCAGAGGAAACAAAUUCGAACGAGCUGGCAGGGAGCCUUUAUACUGAAAUCAGGGACUCGAAUAAAUUGAAAUUAUCAUCAAAAGAACUGACAGAAUUCAAUUCUACCACAUUUGAAAAUCAAAACAAUAUUAGUGCUAUCUUUUUGAGUAGGAAUCGAUUGACAUUUUUGGAAAACAAUAGUUUUGUUAUAUAUAAACAGACUCUGAAAUAUUUAGAUUUGUCAUCAAAUAAAUUGGCAAGAUUAGAAUCUGAUGUUUUUAAUGGUUUGUUAAAUCUCAAAUAUUUAGACAUCAGCAAUAAUGAAUUGAAAUCUCUCCCAGAUAAAACUUUCAUAGAUUUAAAAUCUCUUAAUUAUUUGGAUUUAAAUACCAACAAACUUGCAAGUCUUGAUUCAAAUAUUUUUAAUGGCUUGUCCAAUCUUAAACUAUUAAAUAUCAGCGAUAAUUAUUUAAAAUUUCUACCAGAUAAAAUUUUUGAUGAAUUACAUAAUUUGAGAAUAUUAAGUUUAGGAUUAAACAAACUGUCGCACUUCGAGUCUAAUAUUUUUAUGAAUCUAUGGUUUCUCGAGGAACUUGAUGUUAGUAAUAACCAACUUGAAAAUUCAUCAGUAGAUAUUUUUAACAGUACGGUACUGCUGAAGAAAUUAGAUAUACGUAUGAAUCAAGAUUUUUCACCUAACUAUCGUUUACUCCGUGAUGUAUGUAGGUAUCAAAUGGAAGUAAUUGUCGAUCACGAAUAUUCACACAUGUAUGGUUGUGCAAUCAGAACAAAAAAUUCAUAUCGUCGACCAAUUAAAAAUGAGGGAGUAUACAAAUUCUGGCCAGGCCAUGGUGAUUCGAAACAACAAAGUGGAAACUCAAAUAAUAAAAUUCAUGAUGCCCCAAGUGACCAAUCAACGACUAAAACAAAUAAUGUCUCAAGUGACCAAUUUACAAAUGACAAUAUUAAACCAAAUCCUACUUCUGAGCAACCAAUGACUGAACCACUAACAGACCAAACAUAUUGUAAUUUUACAUCUGUUAAAUACAAUCGACAACAAUGCCAUGAUCAUCUUUCAAAUGUUUUUAAGACAAAAGAAACAAAUAAAAUUUUUGAUGAAUUACAUAAUUUGAGAAUAUUAAGUUUAAAAUCAAAUAAACUUACGGAACUAAAGUCUAAUAUUUUUAUGAAUCUAUGGUUUCUCGAGGUACUUGAUAUUAGUGAUAAUUCAGUAACAUCUGUACCAAUUGAUAUUUUUAAGGGUACGGUAAUGCUGAAGAAAUUAGAUACUCUGAAAUAUUUAGAUUUGUCAUCAAAUAAAUUGGCAAGAUUAGAACCUGAUACUUUUAAUGGUUUGUUAAAUCUCAAAUAUUUAGACAUCAGCAAUAAUGAAUUGAAAUCUCUUCCAGAUAAAAUUUUCAUAGAUUUAAAAUCUCUUAAUUAUUUGGAUUUAAAUACCAACAAACUGUUGAUGUACAUGUCAAUUUCAAAUGCUGUUGUUCUUCGUCAAGUUGCGGCGGAAGAAUAA